This is a messenger RNA of Aspergillus brunneoviolaceus CBS 621.78, 2684 nucleotides long. Its product is annotated as TFIIH/NER complex ATP-dependent 5'-3' DNA helicase subunit RAD3. Gene Ontology annotation, cellular component: nucleus. Gene Ontology annotation, biological process: transcription by RNA polymerase II; nucleotide-excision repair; positive regulation of mitotic recombination. NCBI's taxonomy places the organism in Eukaryota, Fungi, Ascomycota, Eurotiomycetes, Eurotiales, Aspergillaceae. The coding region runs from base 60 to 2477 and encodes 805 amino acids. The record is from RefSeq and is a predicted model, not a curated record. Gene Ontology annotation, molecular function: DNA helicase activity; damaged DNA binding; hydrolase activity, acting on acid anhydrides, in phosphorus-containing anhydrides. The transcript has 4 exons.
AAAAGAGCUCUGGUCAGCUUCCUCUUCCCCGUCGCGAGCACCGCGCUCAUCCCGUCACAAUGAAGUUCUUCAUUGAUGAUCUCCCCGUGCUCUUCCCUUAUCCUCGCAUCUAUCCCGAACAAUAUGCCUACAUGUGCGAUCUCAAGAAGACCCUCGAUGCCGGGGGUCACUGCGUCUUGGAGAUGCCUUCGGGUACCGGAAAGACUGUCUCGCUGCUGUCGUUGAUCGUAGCAUAUCAGCAGCAUUAUCCCGAGCAUAGGAAGCUCAUCUACUGCUCUCGAACGAUGUCCGAGAUCGAGAAGGCGCUGGCCGAGCUGAAGGCCUUGAUGAGUUUCCGCGCCAAGGAGCUGGGAUACACUGAAGAUUUCCGCGCGCUCGGGCUAACUAGUCGAAAGAAUCUGUGUCUGCAUCCGUCGGUCAAACGAGAAAAGAGUGGUACAGUGGUCGACGCAAGAUGUCGGAGUUUAACUGCGGGAUUCGUGAAGGAAAAGAAGGAGCGGGGCGAAGAUGUUGAGUUGUGCGUUUACCAUGAGAACCUUGACCUUCUCGAACCGCACAACCUCGUACCUCCGGGUGUCUUCACCCUUGAUGGGUUAAGUAGAUAUGGCGAAGAACACAAGCAAUGUCCAUACUUCUCGGCCCGUCGCAUGAUGCCUUUCUGUAACGUCAUUAUCUAUUCCUACCACUACCUCCUCGAUCCGAAGAUCGCCGAAAGAGUGUCGAAAGAGCUAUCCAAGGACUGUAUAGUUGUCUUCGACGAAGCGCAUAACAUCGACAACGUCUGUAUUGAAUCUCUGAGUAUCGACUUGACUGAGGAUUCGUUGCGGAAGGCCACACGCGGUGCGAACAACCUCGAACGCAAAAUCAGCGAGAUGAAGAGCUCGGAUGCUGAGAAGCUCCAAAACGAAUAUACCAAGCUGGUUGAAGGCCUUCGAGAGGCCGAGCAAGCUAGAGAGGAGGAUCAAUUCAUCUCAAAUCCAGUCCUUCCAGAUGACUUGCUCAAGGAAGCUGUACCAGGGAAUAUCCGUCGCGCCGAACACUUCGUCACCUUCCUCAAACGGUUCAUUGAAUACCUGAAGACCCGAAUGAAGGUCACACACACUAUCUCCGAAACACCAUUAUCAUUCUUGACGCACGUCAAGGAUCUCACAUACAUCGAGCGAAAGCCAUUACGAUUCUGCGCUGAGCGUUUGACGUCACUCGUGCGCACACUCGAACUCAUCAACAUAGAGGACUACCAACCGCUGCAAGAGGUUGCAACCUUUGCAACCUUAGUUGCCACAUACGAAAAGGGCUUUUUGUUGAUCUUAGAGCCAUUCGAGUCGGAGGCAGCUACAGUACCCAACCCGGUGCUGCAUUUUACCUGUUUAGAUGCCGCGAUAGCGAUCAAACCUGUCUUCGACCGAUUCAGCUCCGUCAUCAUCACAUCGGGUACCCUGUCACCCCUUGAAAUGUACCCUAAGAUGCUAGGCUUCGAAACCGUCCUCCAAGAAUCAUACAGCAUGACCCUUGCCCGCCGAUCCUUCCUGCCCAUGAUCGUCACGCGCGGAUCCGACCAAGCCCAGAUUUCCUCUUCGUUCCAGAUCCGUAACGACCCCGGCGUCGUGCGCAACUACGGCAACAUGGUCCUGGAGUUCUCCCGCAUCACCCCCGACGGGAUCGUCGUCUUCUUCCCGUCCUACCUCUACAUGGAAUCCAUCAUCAGCAUGUGGCAGGGCAUGGGCAUCCUGGAUUCCAUCUGGAACUACAAGCUGAUCCUCGUCGAGACCCCGGACGCGCAGGAGUCCUCGCUGGCGCUGGAAACCUACCGCACAGCGUGCUGCAACGGCCGCGGGGCGCUCCUCUUCUGCGUCGCGCGCGGCAAGGUCUCCGAGGGCAUCGAUUUCGACCACCACUACGGCCGCGCGGUGAUCAACAUCGGCGUGCCCUUCCAGUACACCGAAUCCCGCAUUCUGAAGGCCCGCCUCGAGUUCCUCCGCGAGAACUACCGCAUCCGCGAGAAUGACUUCCUCUCCUUCGACGCCAUGCGGCACGCCGCCCAGUGCCUGGGCCGCGUGCUCCGCGGCAAGGACGACUACGGGGUCAUGGUCUUGGCGGACCGGCGCUUCCAGAAGAAGCGCAACCAGCUCCCCAAGUGGAUCAGCCAGGCCAUGCUCGAGAGCGAGACCAACCUCAGCACCGACAUGGCCGUGGCUACCGCCAAGAACUUCCUGCGCACCAUGGCCCAGCCGUUCAAGGCGCGCGACCAGGAGGGCAUCUCCACGUGGAGCCUGGCGGACUUGGAGAAGCAUCGCGAGAAGCAGAAGCUCGAGGAAGAGAGGUUGCGGCGGGAAGAAGAGCUCGCCAAUGCACGGGCCCCCAAUGGUGCUGGUGCUUAUUAUGGUGGCGGCGGCGGUGGCGGCGGUGCCGCGGCCCCGCCGGACGAUGAGUUCGACGAUGACAUUGAUGAAGAUCUAAUGAUGUUGGAUGCUCAGUGACCUGCAGGCGCGUCCAUGGGUUUCCUUUUUCCCGCCCACCUUUACAACCUUGACUUGUUUUACCCAUUUUGUUUUUUAUCACGGUCAAGGGGAAAAAAUGCUUGCAUAGAUUGCAUGAUACCACGGAUGGUUCGGUGUUGGAAAGGGUCGAUAAUAUGUACAGUACAUUACAGCGCAGCUACUUACUCGAAAGAAAAAAUCUCAACG